AAAUUAGCGUUUUUACAGUUGUAAACCAGUGGCACAGAUUUUUCCUGAUAAUUUGUAGCACAUCACCGACUAUUUUUAUCCCUUUAAUUAUUCUGUAAUUUUUCCUGCGAUCAUGCCCCUGUCACGUCAGCUGUAAUCAAAGUCUCCGAUUGCCGUUCAUGUGAAAAAGCGCGGUCAUUUACACUUUUUCUCAUCCUUUUCCCUUCCUGAAACACGGUGUGUGUGUAAUGUGUGUUGCCAGUGUGCGCCGUUUGCAGCAGUGUGUGUGAUAAAUGCCAACUACAGGCAAUUUUGUGUGAUGCGUCCUUUCGGUGUCUGCGCGUGUGGCAUGGGCAUUGCAUGACUGAGGGGGUCUGUUUUUGGAAAGUUGCUGAGUUAUACGUUAUUUUUAUGAAAGUGAUACGUCGUCACAAACGGUGGAGAACGGCAUCUAGUUGAUGGCGGCGAUAAGGCAGCGCUAUGCGUCGCCGCCGUUGCGCAGCGAAGAAAAGCAGAUGGACAGCAUUUUCACUCGGAUAAUCGCGGCGAUUGCUGCUGCUGCAUAAGCCAUGGAUUUCUUCAUUUCCCGGUGUACGGGACACUAUUUGUUUAAUUUGGGAAAUCUGAUCUGAUACUUCCUGGAGCGCGGGGCCAGUAUGCACUAAUCAUAUUGCGCGUUGAUCGCUUAAUUUUCUCCCUGUCUCUUGCGUUGAUUAAUGUGACGCGCACACACGGCUGCCGUGACGGAAUGUUGUUGUGUGGACGGGUGGUGUGGCUGUUGUGCGGUGUUGGUGUGUUGAUGUUGGCCGCCGACAAUGUGGGACACAAGCAGAAUGUCACUAUCGGACUGAUUGUCCCCAAUAAUGACCGCUACGCCGCGUCCCUGCACCGCAUUCUGCCCGUGGUGCGUCUGGCCAUUGACAGGGUGCACGCGGUGCUCAUGCCCAAUUAUUCCUUCAAUGUCACGUGGACGGAUUUGAGUGAUUGCUCGGCUACGUACGGCCCGUUGAGCGCCGUCGAUAUGCGCGAUAAAGUUCAGGUGUUUUUUGGACCGGUCUGCAUCUAUGACCUGGCGCCCGUUGUCCGAUUUACCAAUGCCAGCUGGGGCAUUCCCAUUUUGACCUCAAGUGGAAAAAGCUUAGUUUUCGACAACAAGACCGAGUAUGCGCUUAUGACUCGCAUGAAUGGCUUUUACGGUCAGCUGGGUGACGUAAUGACAGAAAUCCUGCGCAAAUUCAACUGGAAUACAGUCGGACUCUUCUAUUCGGAUCUCAUAUCCGAGAAGAAUCGUGGACAUUCCGAAUGUUACUUUUCCCAGGAGGCUUUUUUCUGGGCUAUGAAGAGCAAGAAGAUCUGGAAUAAGCCGCCUUUUCAAAAGAGUUUCGAUGAAUCGGAUCCCGACGUGAACUUCCGUCUCAUGUUAGAGGAUGUGACAUUGCAUGCACGCAUCAUUACCAUUUGCGCCUCCGCCAGAACCGUUCGGCGGCUUCUCCUGACAGCAGAGUCCAUGGGCUUAUUGGACUCAGGAGAAUGGGUGUUUAUUAAUAUCGAGUUAGCGGCAAGCACCACUACGGAUCAGAAGAUCUGGGAGGAUCCCAUGGACGAGGGCAACAAUACCCGAGCCCGGAAAGCCUUCGAGUCCGUGUUGACGGUGCGACCACGGACACCCACGACCGAACCAUAUCUCAUGUUUUCCAACGACGUCAAGCGAUUAACAAGACAGGAGUUUCCAGAUUUCCGUGACCGCGAUGCGCUGGUUAAUCCCGAAGCCGCAUCGUUUUAUGAAGCGCUGUUACUGUAUGUGGCGGCUUUGAAAGAAGCGGUCAGCAUGGGCUAUUCAGCCAAGGAUGGGAGAAUUAUUCACGAACUGAUGAAGAAUCGCACACUGCCAGGGAUUGUUGGAAAUUUCACUGUGGAUUCUAACAACGAUCGCCAUGUGGACUAUUCCAUUUUGGAUAUGGAGCCAACGACAGGACUGCUAAAGGAGGUGGCUACGUAUUGGGGCAUGGAGAAGAAAUAUGCCGAAACCAAGGACGCUAAAAUCCACUGGCCCGGUCCGGGAGGGCUGCCGCCUGCGGACACUCCGGAAUGCGGUUUUGACGGAUCCAAAUGCCAGCCCGUUAUCACGACAUGGGGAAUUGUGUCGAUCGUUCUGUCGGUUGUGGUUAUUGCUUUGCUGCUGGGACCAUUUUUGAUUUGGCGCCAUUUCAAGAAAGAAUCGGAUAUAGCUAUGAUGACCUGGCUGAUUAAAUACGAUGAGUUGGACUGGGGGAAUAAGGACGAAAUGCGCCGCUCGGACAGUAAACAAAGCUUAUUAAAGGUGAAGGCCGAUGACACCAUGUCGGUGGAUUCGCUGGCUAUGGGAAAGUGUAAACAGAUCUUCGCGCCAACUGCCACGUACAGGAAGCAGAAGCAGCUGUGUGCCGUAAAAAGACUCAACGAGCAGCAUAUUCCGCUAUCGAGGCCGUUACUGAUCGAAUUUAAAAUGGUUCAAGGUCUGCAGCAUGAACAUCUCGCGAGGUUUAUUGGAGCCUGUUUUGAUUCGGUCCCGCCAUGUCUAUUGUUUGAAUACUGCCCGAAGGGCAGUCUUGAAGACAUAUUGGAGAAUGAGGAGAUUCAGUUGGACUGGAUGUUUCGGUAUUCUUUGAUGCAUGAUCUCACCAAGGGCAUGAAUUACAUUCACGGCAGUGAGCUACGCACCCACGGCAAUCUAAAGAGCUCCAACUGUGUGGUGGAUAGCCGGUUCGUCUUGAAGAUAACCGAUUAUGGGCCGCAUUGUAUGCGCGAGGCCGAGGAACCAGUGGAGAGUGAUGUCGGCUCGCAUGCCUAUUGGAAAAAGAAACUGUGGACGGCACCGGAACUGUUACGGCAGCGCCGUCCCAACCAUUCCGGUACACAGAAGGGCGAUGUGUACAGUUUCGCCAUCAUCGCCCAGGAGAUCAUCUACCGCAAUGGACCCUUCUACAUCAGCGACACCGAUACAACCGCCGGCCGGACACCAACCAAUGAUCCCAAGGAGAUAAUUGACAAAGUGAUUCAAGUUCAGCCGAUUCCCUUUCGUCCCACCCUGGAGUCGUUUGCCGUGGAGGACCAGUCGCUGGUGUCGAUGAUUGAAAAAGCCUGGAGUGAAGAUCCCAAUGUCAGACCGGAUUUCAAUUCACUUAGGACCAUCAUCCGCCGGCUCAAUAGAGACAAUGAAAGCGGAAACAUCCUGGACAACUUAUUAAAGCGCAUGGAACAGUAUGCCAAUAAUCUGGAGAGCCUGGUGGCCGAACGCACAGCAGAUUACCUGGAACAAAAACGAAAAGCGGAAGAGUUACUUUAUCAGCUGUUACCGGCGCAGGUUGCUGGUCAGCUAAUCAAGGGCCAACCGGUCAAGGCCGAAUCGUACGAUUCGGUUACCAUUUAUUUCAGUGAUAUUGUCGGUUUUACGACACUAUCGGCAUUAAGUACUCCAAUGCAGGUCGUGAACUUCCUAAACGAUCUGUACACAUGCUUUGAUGCCAUUACGAUGGGUUUUGAUGUGUACAAAGUGGAAACCAUUGGUGACGCUUAUGUGGUCGUUAGUGGACUGCCACUGCGUAACGGAGAUCUCCAUGCGCGGGAAAUUGCCCGAAUGUCGCUCAGUAUUAUCGAAAAAGUGAAAAAGUUCGAGAUUCGCCAUCGACCGAAUGAUCAGCUGCGUGUUCGGAUUGGCAUGCAUACUGGCCCGGUUGUUGCUGGAGUCGUCGGAUUAAAAAUGCCGAGAUAUUGUUUAUUCGGCGAUACUGUUAACACGGCGUCACGCAUGGAAAGCAACAGUCUACCUCUUCGAAUUCACUGCAGUGAAGCGUGUCGGAAUGUCUUGGUUAAGUUCGGCAGUUUCGAUCUGGAACUGCGCGGGGAACUGGACGUGAAGGGAAAAGGUCAAAUGGUGACCUACUGGCUGAACGGCGAGCAUCCCGCCCAGCCGGCGCUGACGGCCAACGCGCCCCUAUCUGAUCCUCUUGAUCUCAAGCGUACGGUCAGCGCGUCGCGGUUGGCCAGCCACACGACGGUGCUGCCGACGGUGUCAGCGCCGCUGUUGCAGAAUGCCGCGGGGGAUCCGCACCGCGGCCUCAUCAUGGUCAACGGACCCAAGCUGACCCUCAUCGACCACGCGGUGCGGGAGGAUGCCGGUGAUGCAGUGGGAGCAGUCCAAAGAGACCAUCCGCUGAUUGACGACGACUGACACAACCGAUUUCAUGCGGGCCUGGAUUUCUUAUUAAUUUUGUUGUUUUUCUCUCUUUACUUUUCUUAAUUCACAGAGUUUAUGAUCUUGCUUGAAUUUGGCUUUUAUGAAGUGGGGUUUUUAAGAAGCGUUAGUGCUACCUCUGGUGGAAUGCGAUUUUUUGGGGGUUUUUUGUUGUGAUGUUGGGAUUUUUUUUCGUGACAGAGUAUUAUUGCGAUGAAUUAUUAGGAACUGAUGUUCAAUGGUUGGAGUGGGUUAAUUCGGUGCAUCGGACAAUUUUGCGAUGGGAGGAAGGUGUUUGAUUGAUUUUAGCAUGGUAGAAAAAACCCGCUUCAUUAUAUUGAUGCGCUGUAUUAAUGAAGUAUGUAGCACUGGGAGUGCUUACUUGGCGGCGUUGGCCGAAGUGAUUCUGUGCGACCGAACUCCCGCUGAAGUGAUCGGACGCGAUUGUUCUCACAUCGGGGUGGAAAGUUCCCAUGCGCUGGCAUUAAGAAUGUACAGUACAUGGUACAAGUACUUGUACGUACGUGAUGUCUGCCUGACUGACAGUGAACUGCCGCGCAUAUCUGUACUGUGCUUUGAUCGUGUGCGUUUUGCUUAUUUUUGCGAUCAGCGAAAAGCCACUUUUUCUG
This is a messenger RNA of Paramacrobiotus metropolitanus, 4821 nucleotides long. Its product is annotated as atrial natriuretic peptide receptor 1-like. The record is from RefSeq and is a predicted model, not a curated record. Gene Ontology annotation, cellular component: membrane. Gene Ontology annotation, molecular function: peptide receptor activity; protein kinase activity; ATP binding. Bases 728 to 4189 code for a protein of 1153 amino acids. Gene Ontology annotation, biological process: cGMP biosynthetic process; intracellular signal transduction; receptor guanylyl cyclase signaling pathway. NCBI's taxonomy places the organism in Eukaryota, Metazoa, Tardigrada, Eutardigrada, Parachela, Macrobiotidae. The transcript has 36 exons.